AUUCCUAAAGAAUGUUACCACAAAAAAAAAAAGAUCAUAGACACCACAUAGAUAGACAGAUAGAAGAAAAAUCAAGAAUGGAUCUCAAGUCAUCAUCCAUUACAAUUUCCCUAUCCCUAAUCUUAAGUCAUUUGAUCACUACAGCAGCUGCCAUUAAUGAUACAUCAUCAAAUCGACAAGCUCACCAGCCAUCAUCAGCAUCUGUAGAUCUGUAUUCGAUGUCGCCGUGCCGCCGUGGUGGAUCCUCGAUCGCAGAAUGCAGCCAAGACUUGGACUUGGACUUGGAGUCGGAAGAGAUGAGCAUGGAAUCGGAGACGAGCCGCAGAUUUAUGGAGGAGGAGAAGAGGAGAUACAUAUCGCCGGGGGCCCUGAAAAGGGACCAGCCCGUCUGCAACGGCGGAGGCGCAGGCGAACCCUACUCGAGAGGCAGCGGAUGCCUGCCGCAGCCCUCGCGCCCCUACAACAGAGGUUGCCAGAAAUACUAUCGUUGCAGGUCUGAUGCAUAGAUCAUUCAUUCAUCAUCUCAAUUAUAAUUCUAUCAUCAUAAAUUCAUAACAUAUAUAUAUAUAUAUAUGCACACACACAAGUGUUUGUUUGUUUGUGCGUGUGUUUCUUGAUUUGGAUGGGAAUUAUGAAUGUCUUGUUUUGAUGUAAUGGUUUGGUUUUAUAUCCAUAUCAUAUGUAAUAUAGCUUUAUAAAUUUGUCAAUAUAUAUAUAUAUAGUGUAUUUAUUUUUGAUACUUUA
This is a messenger RNA of Andrographis paniculata, 744 nucleotides long. Its product is annotated as protein RALF-like 32. The coding region runs from base 12 to 506 and encodes 164 amino acids. The transcript has a single exon. NCBI's taxonomy places the organism in Eukaryota, Viridiplantae, Streptophyta, Magnoliopsida, Lamiales, Acanthaceae. The record is from RefSeq and is a predicted model, not a curated record.